CAUAUGACUAGCCUCGUGAAAUGAAAGCGUCUAUAGUUAUUUUACUGACUCUAGCGACUUGCGCUCUGUGCAUUUAUGAGUACGACAGGCCACUAGUAUACAAGAAAAAUCCGGCUCCCGAUGGUCAUAGAUGCGGAUUGUGUCCUACAUAUUACCAGAAAACUUGCGGAUUUAAUAUGCAAGACAACACUACAUACAUCUUCGACAAUCACUGCAUAAUGGAUCUCUAUAAUUGCUUCGAGGGCACAGAAUUUAUAACUAUGAAUUACAACAAAUGCCUGUACUUCGGGAACUUUGCUUAUGUUCAUGGUUUCAAGAAUGAAGACAAAGACUACGGAGAGGACCAUUUUAUCAUAAAGGGUUCAAAGAAGAACCCAGAUUUUGUUGACUAA
Papilio machaon (common yellow swallowtail) is the source of this 392-nucleotide messenger RNA. RefSeq lists its product as uncharacterized. NCBI's taxonomy places the organism in Eukaryota, Metazoa, Arthropoda, Insecta, Lepidoptera, Papilionidae. The transcript is spliced from 4 exons. Gene Ontology annotation, molecular function: protein binding. Bases 21 to 392 code for a protein of 123 amino acids. The record is from RefSeq and is a predicted model, not a curated record.